This is a messenger RNA of Linum trigynum, 1407 nucleotides long. The record is from the annotation of a GenBank genome assembly. NCBI's taxonomy places the organism in Eukaryota, Viridiplantae, Streptophyta, Magnoliopsida, Malpighiales, Linaceae.
AUGGGAUGGGGAAUGGCGAUAUACGAAGGGGUGGUGGUGGUAGGCUCACUAUGCGGCUUGGGCUGGGCAGGGCUGUGGUUCUUGAACCGCAGGCUUUACAAAGAGUACGAAGAGAAGAGAGUUCUAGUGCAGAUAAUUUUCAGCGUCGUCUUCGCCUUCUCCUGCAAUCUUCUCCAGCUCGUCCUCUACGAGAUCAUCCCUUUCCUCUCCAAAGAGACGAGAUGGAUUAACUGGAAAGUGGAUCUCUUCUGUUUAAUUCUGUUGCUCGUCUUCUUGUUGCCAUAUUAUCAUUGCUACUUGAUGCUUUGCAACAGUGGUGUAAGAAAAGAGCGAGCCGCACUUGGAGCCAUCUUAUUUCUUCUGGCCUUUCUGUACGCUUUCUGGCGCAUGGGCAUUCACUUCCCCAUGCCUUCACCUGAUAAAGGAUUUUUUACGAUGCCUCAGCUAGUAAGUAGAAUCGGCGUCAUUGGUGUGACUGUCAUGGCUGUUUUGUCUGGUUUUGGAGCUGUGAAUUUACCAUACAGUUAUUUAUCUCUCUUUAUUAGAGAAAUUGAGGAGUCAGAGAUCAAGGCGUUAGAAAGACAAUUAAUGCAUUCUAUUGAGACUUGCAUCACUAAGAAAAAGAAAAUUAUUCUUGCUCAAAUGGAGAUGGAGCGCAUACAAGGAUCUGAGGAGAAGCUAAAUGGUAGAUCUUUCUUUAAACGGAUGCUAGGUACAGUUGUACGGUCUGUUCAAGAUGAUAAGACAGAGCAAGAUAUUAAAAACAUGGAAGCAGAAGUACAAGCAUUAGAUGAGCUUUCAAAGCAGCUGUUCCUGGAAAUAUAUGAGCUGCGGCAAGCUAAGGAAGCUGCUGCUUUCUCUAGAACUUGGAGGGGACACAUGCAAAAUUGUCUUGGCUAUGCAUGUUCAGUCUACUGUGUGUAUAAAAUGAUUAAGUCUUUGCAAAGUGUUAUAUUCAAAGAGGCUGGAUCUGUCGAUCCUGUUACAAUGACCAUUAGUAUAUCCUUACAGUUCUUUGACAUAGGAAUCAAUGCUGCACUAUUGUCACAGUAUAUUUCUUUGAUGUUCAUCGGAUUGUUGGUAGUGAUAUCAGUUCGGGGAUUCUUGUCAAAUUUGAUGAAGUUUUUCUUUGCCGUGUCCAGAGUUGGGAGUGGGUCCUCAAGCAACGUUGUGCUUUUCCUGUCUGAAAUCAUGGGGAUGUAUUUCCUCUCUUCCAUUCUGCUGAUAAGGAAAAGUUUAGCCACCGAAUACCGGAUGAUCAUAACCGACGUGCUAGGUGGAGAUAUCCAGUUUGACUUCUAUCACCGGUGGUUUGACGCCAUCUUCGUAGCAAGUGCAUUCCUUUCUCUGCUUCUGCUCUCUGCACAUUACACGUCUCGCCAGGUCGAUAAGCAUCCAAUUGAUUGA